AUGGCUGCCAUUCAGGAAAAGGCAGCAGAUGAAAUGACUUCGGAGAUGCAUCGUGGCUCUCUGCUACACUUUCAUCAACGCCUGGGGCAUCUGUCGUACGAUGCAAUUGAGAAGGUCGCGAGAAAUCCAAGCUCGGGUAUCGAGCUGACGGACCACAAACGGAUGACAUGCAUCACGUGCGCACAAUCCAAGCAGACAAAAAACAAGCAGAACCAGAAAGACUCUGGACAGAACGCCCCGAUCGACCGCAUCGGCGGUGUCAUCUGCUCGGACCUAAAAGGCCCACUAACGCCUGCGGAUCGACUCGAAAACCGAUAUCUGAUCAACUUCAUCGAUUACAAGACCAACUACUGUCGAGUUUUCUUAGCUCGAACCAAGGACGCUGCGGCAAAGAAGUUCGAACACUUCUUGGUGUUCUUUGAGCGACGAUUUGAGUGCAGAAUCGCGGUUCUCAGAACAGAUAGCGGUGGAGAAUACCAGAAUGUUGACCUGUUUUGCAAUUUGACAGGCGUUGCAAGACAAGUGAGUGAAGCGCGAAAUUAA
Peronospora matthiolae is the source of this 543-nucleotide messenger RNA. The record is from the annotation of a GenBank genome assembly. Lineage: Eukaryota; Oomycota; Peronosporomycetes; Peronosporales; Peronosporaceae.